Molecule: messenger RNA, 1872 nt
Organism: Brachypodium distachyon (stiff brome)
Lineage: Eukaryota; Viridiplantae; Streptophyta; Magnoliopsida; Poales; Poaceae
Product: BTB/POZ and MATH domain-containing protein 2
Biological process (GO): protein ubiquitination
Molecular function (GO): protein binding
Source: RefSeq, a predicted model, not a curated record
AACAGACACGCAGCAAAAUCUUCCAUCCUGCCAAUCUUCCGUAUCCUACCUUAGGCCCCCCGACCCCAAGAUCUAAUGGCAGAGCCUCCAGUUGUUACCGCCACCAUAGUAGCUGGAGAAGAAAGAAGGACGCAUCUGAUCAAGAUCGAUGGGUAUUCACGAACCAAGGAGCUGCUCGAGAGGCAAGUUCACGACUUCUAUACCAUUCAGUGUUGGAGGUCACAGUUGGGCUCUGAUGCCAAUGAUGUGAAGGCCAAAUUCAGUUUUAGUCUGCUGGACAAGGAUGGGGUGCCAGUACCGUCAUACAGCCAAACCUCCGAACAUACCUUCACAAGCAAAGUUCCAGAUUGGGGUUUCACUAAGUUUAUCAAGCACAAGGAAUUGGAGGGAUCAGCGCAUCUAAGAGGUGACAGUUUCAGGAUCAGAUGCGAUGUCACCGUCGUGAUGCAGAUCCGCAGCGAACAGACUUUGCGUAAUCAGUAUGUAGAGAUUCCUCCAACCAAUUUGCAUCAGCAUCUCGGUGACCUCCUAAAGAGCAUGGAUGGUGCAGACGUGAGGUUCCAAGUCGGUGGGGAGAUAUUCUCGGCGCAUAGAUCUGUCCUUGCUGCUCGUUCAUCUGUCUUCAAGGCAGAGCUCCUUGGCGCCAUGAAGGAGAAAACUGGCGAUCCAAUCCAAAUCGAUGAUAUGGAAAGUGAUGUGUUUGAGUCUUUUCUCUAUUUCAUAUACACAGACUCGCUGCCUGUUACUGACGCCGUGAUGGCUGGACAUCUGCUCGUAGCAGCGGACAGGUACAACAUCGAGAGGCUGAAGCUGAUAUGUGAGGACAAGUUAUGCAAUCACAUUGAUGUCAAUAUGGUCGCGACCAAUUUGGCUUUAGCCGAGCAGCAUAGUUGCCAUGGACUGAAGGUGGCUUGCUUUGAUUUCCUUGCUUCUCCUUCCAAUUUGGAGGCCAUGAAAGCAAGUGAUGGUUAUGAGCAUCUGAAAAACAGCUGCCCUUCUGUCCUCAAGGAGCUGCUUGCUAGACUCCUGCCGGUUGAACUGCAGGCGGCCAAGGAUAUCAUGAUGGCUGCUUUAGUAGCCGGUGAAGACAGAAGGACGCAUGUGAUCAAGAUAGAUGGGUACUCACGAUUCAAGGAGCUGCUCCGGACUGGCAAGUACACGACUUCUGUACCUUUCAGCGUCGGAGGUCACAACUGGGCUAUGAAAUAUUUCCCAAACGGUUCCAAGGCUGCAGCUGGUUACAUCCCUGGUCACAUAUCUGUCUAUCUGGUUCUUGACUCGGAUGAUGCCAAGGAUGUGAAGGCCCAAUUCAGUUUUAAUAUAGUCGACAAGGAUGGGGUGCCAAUCCGCUGCGAAGAAACAAAGUGCAAUCCGUUGGAGGUUCCUGCAAGCAACUUGCAUCAGCAUCUUGGAGACCUCCUAAAGGGUAUGGAUGGCGCAGAUGUGACAUUCCAAGUUGGUGGGCACAAGUUCACAGCUCAUAGAUAUGUCCUCGCUGCUCGGUCAUCUGUCUUCAAGGCGGAGCUCUUUGGCGCCAUGAAGGAGAAAACAGAUAGUCCUAUCCAAAUCGAUAACAUGGAAAGUGAUGUUUUCGAGUCAUUGCUCCUUUUCAUAUACACAGACUCACUGCCCGUGACUGACACUGUGAUGGCUGGACAUCUACUGGUAGCAGCGGACAGGUACAACAUCGAGAGGCUGAAGCUGAUAUGCGAGGACAAGUUAUGCAAUCACAUUGGCUCCGACAUGGUGGCGACCAGCUUGGCUCUAGCCGAGCAGCAUAGUUGCCAUGGUCUCAAGGAGGCCUGCUUUGAGUUCCUUGUGCUUAAAUAUUGUUUGUACGGUAAGAUUUUGAGUCAAUUACUCACAUUCUGA